Messenger RNA from Dioscorea cayenensis subsp. rotundata (Guinea yam), 3719 nucleotides. Its product is annotated as autophagy-related protein 18h-like. NCBI's taxonomy places the organism in Eukaryota, Viridiplantae, Streptophyta, Magnoliopsida, Dioscoreales, Dioscoreaceae. Gene Ontology annotation, molecular function: protein binding. The transcript has 9 exons. Gene Ontology annotation, biological process: autophagy; response to starvation. Gene Ontology annotation, cellular component: cytoplasm. The record is from RefSeq and is a predicted model, not a curated record. Bases 324 to 3314 code for a protein of 996 amino acids.
GAGAGAGAGAGAGAGAGAACAACAGCUGCGGAACACGGCAACAGCGAUAGAAGCGCAAGCAAAGCCAAAGGAAAACAAAACCCUCAAAGCGGAGGAGAAGAGGAGAGAGUUGCGGUUCAAACCGGGGAAGUGGAAGCAUUGGGCAUGGAGGAAAAGCUAUAGAUGGUUGUUGGAGGAUAAGGAUCUUGAUCUACAGAAAAGAGCCGCAUUCGGAUGGUCUAUAGGAUUGGCGGUGGCUUUGGUGGGCGCUGGGUGUGGGGUGGAGGUGGAAGGUGGUGUUGGAGGUCGCUGAAGUUCUGUAGGAGUCGAUUGAAAGGGGGAGGAUGAGGAGAGGUAGGGGUGGGGCUGGUGGGAAGAAUGGGCUUCUGCCUAAUUCGCUUAGGAUCAUCUCGUCUUGUCUCAAGACUGUGUCUGCUAACGCUGGCUCUGUUGCUUCCACUGUCCGAUCGGCUGGUGCUUCCGUCGCCGCUUCCAUAUCCGCUGCCGCUGAGGACGAGAAGGACCAGGUGCUAUGGGCUGGUUUUGACAAGCUAGAAUUAGAGCUUGGUUCAUCUUCCUUCAAACAUGUUCUGUUACUAGGUUACUCUAAUGGAUUUCAAGUACUUGAUGUUGAGGAUGCUUCCAAUGUAUGUGAAUUGGUCUCAAAGCGUGAUGGUCCAGUUACAUUCUUGCAAAUGCAACCCACUCCGCUGAAAUCUGAAAGUGGCGAAGGAUUCAGAACAUUUCAUCCUAUGCUGCUGGUUGUAGCAGGGGAUGAAACCAAUGGCUUGGGUAUGGUUCAAGGUGGUCGUCUGAGUGCAUUGAUAAGGGAGACUACAAAUGAACCUCAAACAGGAAAUUGCAUUUCAACUCCUACAGUUGUUCGGUUCUUCUCAUUAAAAUCUCACAAUUAUGUGCAUGUUCUGAGAUUUCGAUCUGCUGUGUAUAUGAUUCGAUGCAGUCCUCGGAUAGUUGCCAUCGGCCUUGCAGCACAAAUAUACUGCUUUGAUGCUGUUACUCUUGAGAAUAAGUUCAGUGUACUAACUUAUCCAUUGCAAGGGGCUGUUGGAGUUAACAUAGGCUACGGUCCCAUGGCUGUUGGUCCAAGAUGGUUAGCUUAUGCUUCUAAUAGUCCUUUGACGUCGAAUUUAGGGCGUCUCAGCCCACAGAACCUUACACCCUCUCCAGGAGUUAGCCCAUCAACAUCACCUGGCAAUGGUAGCUUAGUUGCUCGUUAUGCUAUGGAGUCCAGCAAACAGUUGGCUGCUGGAAUACUCAAUCUAAGUGAUAUGGGAUACAAAACUCUGUCUAAGUACUGUCAGGAACUUUUACCUGAUGGUUCCAGUUCUCCAAUGUCUUCAGGCCGCAAGAUAGGAAGGCUUCAACCAAAUACUCAUCCAAGUGAAGCUGAUAACGCUGGAAUGGUUGUGGUCAAGGAUUUUGUUUCAAAGGAAGUUGUUUCACAAUUCAGAGCUCAUACCAGUCCAAUAUCAGCAUUAUGUUUUGACCCUAGCGGCACUUUACUAGUAACUGCUUCAGUACAUGGACAUAAUAUAAAUGUAUUCCGUAUUAUGCCAACUAUUAUAACCAAUGGUUCAAGCCCAGUGCGCUAUGAUUGGACUACUUCUCAUGUCCAGCUAUACAAGCUGUAUCGGGGUAUAACAACAGCUGUAAUAGAAGAUAUCUGUUUUAGUCACUAUAGUCAGUGGAUAGCAAUUGUUUCAUCACGGGGUACCUGCCAUAUUUUUGUCUUGUCUCCUUUUGGUGGUGAUUCAAGUCUUUUGCCCCAAAGUUGUAACUGUGAUGGACCUGCCCUUGUUCCUAGUCUUACAUCGCCAUGGUGGUCAACUUCCUCUUGUUCGAUGGAUCAACAACUCAUUCAACCUCCUGCUCCUAUUACACUCUCUGUAGUUAGUAGGAUAAAAAAUGGUUACUCUGGAUGGUUGAAUACUGUCAGCAAUGUUGCUGCAUCUGCAACAGGAAAAAUGCUUAUACCCUCUGGGGCCAUGGCAGCUGUUUUUCAUAAUUCUAUGAAUAAAGAUAAUCGACCGUCCCCUUUGAAGCGUAAUGCAUUGGAGCAUCUUUUAGUUUAUUCUCCAUCUGGUCAUUUAAUACAGCAUGAACUCUUGCCAUCUUUGGGUGCACAAUCAUGGGAUAUUGGAUCAAAAACUGGAGCCAGUCCUCUUUUGGAACAUCAAGAUGAGGAGUUACAUGUAAUUGUUGAACCAGUUCAAUGGUGGGAUGUGUGCAGAAGAUCAAAUUGGCCCGAAAGAGAUGAAAAUAUUUCUAAAGUUAACAAACAGCUGAGCGCUGAGUUUGUUAUGGAUUUUUGUGAUUGUGAAGAUAACGAUUCUUCACUUUUAAUGUCAUCUAAUGCUACUGCAGCUGAAAAGGAGUUUGAAAGGGCUGAUGAAAGACAUCACUGGUUCCUGUCCAAUGCAGAAGUGCAUGUUAAUUCUGGGAGAAUACCAAUAUGGCAAAAACCUAGGAUCUGCUUCUAUAGGAUGAUUCCAUUAAAAGGAAAUGGUGGAUCUAAUAUUGGUUGUGCUGGUGAACUUGAAAUUGAAAAUUUGCCAAUUACUGAGGUUGAAAUUAGACAGAAGGAUUUGCUGCCUGUUUUUGAGCAGCUUCAUACUGCCUAUCCAGAAUGGAGUGACAGCAGCAGUCUUACUGGACAAAGAUAUGAGUCAUCAUCUUCGAUGACUAUGAUAACUAGGAAUAACACUAACGUGGACUUGAGACCUGCAGUACCUCAACCUGCGUCAGAUUCUGGACCUCAAAAAGAUGUAAGCCUGCAGCUAAGAUCAGCAGAGUCUUCAUCUCUUAUGCCUCCCAGCAGGAUAGGAAAUAGAUUUGUAGGUACCAUGCCAUCAGUGACCCAAGCAAAUGCAUCUAUUACGAUGCCAAUGAGAUAUUCUCACAACGAUUGUGCGCCUUUCGAUUAUACGCACUGUAGCAGUGAGUCUCCAAUGGGUAGCUCUGUUGUCCAUGGCUUAUCCAAUUCUGGGAGUAAUUUGUCAUCUGUUUCUGUACCAGCGACUAAGGAAUCUCUCUCUUCAAACAACAGUGGGAGCAGUGAGAUCACAGACUCUUGUAUUUCCAACUUCAAUGUACAACAAACUGAGAUGUCCGAGUCCCUUAACUCAGGACAGUUUGCUCCAUAUUUCGAUGAAGGCUAUUGUAAAGUAUCAGAACUCGAUGACUGCCGUGAGUUAACUGAAGUUGUCACUGAUGUCGACAGCAGCAGCAGCCACUGCGAGAGAGAAAAGCCUGAGGAAGAUGGUGACAACGAUGAUGUGCUCGGAGGGGUAUUUGUCUUCAGUGAAGAAGGUUGAUCACAACUUGCGCUGGCAUACAAAAAAAUAUACACCUUUGACCGUUGUUCUUUGUGAUGUUUUCUAGUCGUGAUGUUCAAAAAGACCAAAAAGAGAAAAGAAAGAAGAAAAUUCAUUCAACAAAUGACGAUAGUGAUUGGAAUCAUGUUCAAGAAUGGAUAUUCUUCGCGGUGAAUUAUGUCGAACCCUGUCCUCAUCCUGUACAUUGUGUAGAUGUGAACAUGUAAUCAAUGGAUAGUUAGUAGUUAUUGGAGGGAUUUCAAACUCUUGGUGCAGGCAAGUGUAUUAUGGUCUUGCAUCUUCCGUUACCUUGAGAUGAAAUGCCCUUGAUUGUUAGAUUGUACAGAAUCUAAGUAUGUUUAAAAACAGGUUCUCAGGCUGAUUCAUGGCCAGCUUUCAUUUCAA